UAUACCUGAAAAAUAAAUGUGCAUGCAGUUGGUGGUAUCGGUAUGGUUCAAAUCAAAUAGAAUGGACCAAGGAAAUACUCUGUUAACGUCGCCACCUCUCUCUCCCUCCCUCUCCAUGGAGAGCCAAUUUAUCUCUCUGUAGCUUCGCUGGUUCGGUCUCUCGCUCAGCUUCGAAUUCCAUGAAUUUAUCUGCUUAAAGCCAUAUACUGGUAAUAGAAAGCUUUGUUGGAUGAUUGUAGCUUUCAAUAGCUAUGAGUAGACCUUCGGCAGGGCUUGGGAAGCCAUCUUCAGGUAGAAGAAGAUUAAAAGAACUAUCGCUUCAACGUGAUAAUCGUGCUUGUGCUGACUGUGGUGCUCCAGACCCCAAAUGGGCGUCAGCCAACAUUGGGGUGUUCGUAUGCUUAAAAUGCUGCAGCGUGCAUAGAAGCCUUGGUACCCGUAUCUCAAAGGUGUUGUCUGUUUCAUUAGAUGAAUGGUCUGAUGAUCAGAUUGACGCAAUGAUUGAGGUUGGAGGAAAUGAUUCUGCUAAUUCCAUUUAUGAGGCUUUUAUUCCUGAAGGGUACUCAAAACCUGGGCCAGAUUCUAGUCAUGAGGAUCGUGCAAAGUUUAUCAGGUCUAAGUACGAGCUGCAACAAUUUUUGAAGCCUAGCUUGCGGAUCUCAUCAAUUCCUGGUGCUAAAAAAUCUUCUCUCCAGGCAACCUUCUCCAGGAAGCUAAUGGCUAGCUUUCGAAGUUCAAGUUCAUCACAGAAAGCAGAUAGCUUGGUGGAAUUUAUUGGAAAUUUGAAAAUCACAGUAGUAAAAGGCACAAAUUUAGCUAUCAGAGAUAUGCUGUCAAGUGAUCCUUACGUUAUCUUAACUCUUGGGGAUCAGAAGGUCCAAACAACUAUAGUAAAGAGCAACUUAAAUCCAAUCUGGAAUGAGGAACUCUUGCUUUCAGUUCCUGAGGACUAUGGAAUCCUAAAACUGCAAGUGUAUGAUCAUGACACGUUUUCAGCCGAUGACAUAAUGGGGGAAGCCGAUAUUGAUAUCCAACCUCUGAUAACCUCUGCAAUGGCAUUUGGUGAUGCUGGAAUGUUUACAAACAUGCAAAUCGGAAAAUGGUUGAAAUCUCAUGACAAUGCGCUGAUAGAAGAUAGCACCGUAAACAUAGUUGAUGGCAAGGUGAAACAGGAAAUACCACUGAAGCUCCAAAAUGUGGAAUCUGGUGAAUUAUAUUUAGAACUAGAGUGGAUACCUGUUGACUAGUUGUAUAUAGAGAUAGUUCUCCCUUCUCCUUUACAUGGAAAAAUAAACCCAAAAUACGUUGUAUGAGCCAUUUAUUCUAAACUGUUGGCACACAGUGCCUCCCCCCCUUUUUUUUUUGUAUUUAUUCAUUGAUCAAUUCCAGUUUUGACUAUUUUCAUUCUUA
Messenger RNA from Diospyros lotus (date-plum), 1410 nucleotides. Its product is annotated as ADP-ribosylation factor GTPase-activating protein AGD12-like. The coding region runs from base 252 to 1247 and encodes 331 amino acids. The record is from RefSeq and is a predicted model, not a curated record. The transcript is spliced from 9 exons. Gene Ontology annotation, molecular function: phospholipid binding; GTPase activator activity. Lineage: Eukaryota; Viridiplantae; Streptophyta; Magnoliopsida; Ericales; Ebenaceae.